Scomber scombrus (Atlantic mackerel) is the source of this 697-nucleotide messenger RNA. RefSeq lists its product as uncharacterized. Gene Ontology annotation, molecular function: DNA binding. Lineage: Eukaryota; Metazoa; Chordata; Actinopteri; Scombriformes; Scombridae. The coding region runs from base 50 to 697 and encodes 215 amino acids. The record is from RefSeq and is a predicted model, not a curated record. The transcript is spliced from 3 exons. Gene Ontology annotation, cellular component: nucleus.
CUUCAAUAAAACUACAGUGGGGGAGUUCUUCAAAAAUCUGGCUGUAGUGAUGGACAGGCACACAUUCCCUCAUCACAUGAUUUACAAUGUGGAUGAAACAGGCGUCUUUACAGUUCAAAAGCCACGGCACGUUGUGACAGAGAAAGGAAAAAAGCAAGUUGGUUCUAUCACAUCAGCUGAGAGAGGAGAACUGGUGACUGUGGUGUGUGCUGGGAAUGCUGCUGGGAAUGCCAUACCUCCCCGGUUUGUCUUCCCCAGAGUUAGGUUUAGGGACGACUUCAUGAUAGGAGCACCUCCAGGAGCCAAAGGUGCCUCCACCACAACAGGAUGGAUGAAUGAAGACACCUGGCCUGAGUUCCUUGAUCACCUGAUACAGCACACUCAGUGCAGUCCUGACUGUCCCAUGCUGCUUAUCCUUGAUAAUCUUAAAGCUCACAUCUCACUCAAGGCAGUAGAAAAAGCAAAGAGAAACGGUAUUGUUCUGCUCACCCUUCCACCCCACACAUCCCAUCACACGCAGCCUCUCGACGUGACCGUGUAUGGCCCGUUCAAGACCCUAUACAGCCGAGCUCUUGAUGGGUGGAUGAGAUCUAACCCUGGCAAAACAGUGUCCGUCUACCAGAUUGCAGGACUUGUCAGCAGUGACACCACGGAAUAUCACUUCUGGAUUCAAGUCCACUGGGAUUUUCCCAUAUAA